CCGAAGCUAAUUUCCCAGUUGUUAAUAAACCAUAGGUACCACUUCCUCGUCCAAGACGUGGAGAGAUUUACAUGUACUACAGAUACAUGUAUUCUAUCCCGGUCUCAACAACCUUGGAUGGAAGUUACCGCAGUGACCUCUUUCCUUCUCCCCCUCUAUACCACAGAGCUACUUUAACCUACAUAAUUUGAUCUAGUUUGUUAUGAGUUCUGUUUUGGUACCUACCUUCCCCUCUCUUUUCCCGCCCCCUUCAGCUUCCUAGAUUCCCCAUCCCCCCCGUCCCCCAGUCCUGCUGCAAUCAACUCUCCCACCCUUCCCCCCCUCCCCUUCAAACCUGCGCUGGAACUCUACAGGAAUUGGCUGCUCGAUCACGUUAGCCUCGCCAUUAGCAAUGAUUUUAAAUUAUUCGGCAGCAAGAUAUCCCUGUGACACAACCACUUAAGUAUCGUGUAUCCCUGUAGGAAGCUGUCACAAUGGCUUCAUCCUAUUGGUUGAAGCUCGUCGCAACCUCCUGUUUACCUGCAACCUCGUCGACUUCAACCUCAACCUCACUGCCUCUCGUCUCCGUCCCCGUUUCCAUCAUUUCUUCAUCAACUUCUACCCGAUUUCCCCCCAAAUUUGAUUAUUCACGGUCGCCAUAAUCUAGCGAUUACUGCUAGGCAAUUUGUAUUCGAUUUUGCCCUCUCCACGUCGCAUUAUUUCAGCCCUAUCGCUCCACAAUGCCUGUUGAGCUCCGCAAGCGCAAAGCUCCUGCACCGGCCCCAGAGCCACCAACGAAGAAGCCAUCCAAGACCUCCAAGGUAGCUAGUAAGGUGAAGGAGACCGUCAAGGGCAAGGCUGCCAAACCUGCUAAGUCAACUAUUGCCAAUGGCUCAUCCAAGCCCGCGAAGCCUAUCGUCGGUGCCACCAUCACUCUUGAUGGGUUUGGUGGCGAAAUUGAGACCAAUGAUGGCGAUAAGACAACCCUAAAGGCUCUAAUCGACGAAAGCAAAUCUGGCGUUGUCAUUUUCACGUAUCCUAAGGCAUCUACGCCUGGCUGUACCAACCAAGCUUGUCUCUUUAGAGACUCCUACGAACCCUUGACAAAGGGUGGCCUUGCUAUCUACGGCCUUUCGACGGACUCACCAAAGGCCAAUACCACUUUCAAAACCAAGCAGAAUUUACCUUACUCGCUUUUAUGCGAUCCCAGCGCUACUUUAAUCGACGCCAUUGGGUUUAAGAAAGCGCCUAAAGGUACUACUCGUGGUGUGUUUGCCGUUGACAAAACUGGCAAAGUCCUCCUUGCCGAGCCAGGCGGCCCUGCUGCGACCGUUGAUGCGGUAAAGAAACUGGUGGCUGAAAGCGAUGGAGUCACUACGAAAGAAGAGACGGCCGAUGAAAAAUCAGAAGAAAAUCCUGCAGAAGAGACUAAAGCUACUAAUGGUGAGGCUGCUCAGGAAAAGAAAGAUGAAGAUGAAGAAGAAGCAGAGUGAUGGAGAAAAAAAUGGACGCCUAUCUGAUGUUUUGUCUAGGGAUUAUUACCUCAUUUCUAGUCGUAGCACAAUGGUCUUGAUGUGUUUAGUAGUUUGCGUGUCGAUAGUAACGUAGAAUGAUAGGAACAAUGGAAGGACCGGAUAGGGUACAUGAUUUUCGCAAAUUAACAUGGUACCCCUCUGCUUGUUCCGUGUAAUUAGAGGUUGUAUAAUAUUGUAUGUUUCUUAUUUGUAGGCCUAGAUUGAGUCUUGUUAGAAGGUACUUAGGUACAGAUCCAAUGAAUGCAAAUACGUAAUAGUGGAGAUGGAUUGACGGACCGAGAUUUAACCGUGUGGAUACCAGUUUGACCAACACGAUUAAGCUGAUUGGAUCCAAAAGUUGGAUUAUCGCCAAUUGCAAUCGAAAC
This is a messenger RNA of Hypoxylon trugodes, 1879 nucleotides long. Its product is annotated as AhpC-TSA-domain-containing protein. The transcript has 2 exons. Gene Ontology annotation, biological process: cellular response to oxidative stress; cell redox homeostasis. NCBI's taxonomy places the organism in Eukaryota, Fungi, Ascomycota, Sordariomycetes, Xylariales, Hypoxylaceae. The coding region runs from base 720 to 1472 and encodes 250 amino acids. The record is from RefSeq and is a predicted model, not a curated record. Gene Ontology annotation, molecular function: thioredoxin peroxidase activity. Gene Ontology annotation, cellular component: cytoplasm.